AAAUUCUAUUUUUGUUAUGUCUAAACCAACUACACCAUCAGAUAACUCUUCUAUAGAUCUCACUAAUGAACAUGUUACUACCACCACUACAUUUCCGCAAACUAAUGAUACUACUAUCACUACUUCUGUCUUACAAACUAAUGAUACUACUGCUCCUGUUUUACAAAUAAAAGAAAGUAAAAGAAAACGUCCAAUUGAAUAUAUUGAAGACGAUAUCUUGAUGUCGAACAACAAAUUAUUAAAUUAA
Cetraspora pellucida is the source of this 247-nucleotide messenger RNA. The record is from the annotation of a GenBank genome assembly. Lineage: Eukaryota; Fungi; Glomeromycota; Glomeromycetes; Diversisporales; Gigasporaceae.